AGCUUCGGAAAAGAAAAAGUGACUUAACUUGAAAUGUGUCAGUGAAUCUAUAAAGCAGAUGUUUGUUCUGCAUGUGAGUGAAAAGAGAGUUGAGACGCUGUGCUGUUCUCACAGAGAUGAUUAGUGAAGCUGAUCUGGUCUCCAGCGUCUCACUGAGGACUCAAGCGAGGUCGGGGGUUCGGCUGCUGAGUGCUGUGUUUUCCCACGGUCCCUGAAGGCAGCAGCGCGGCUCCGCUGCCAUGUUGUUGUGAGUCCGGAGCAGCGGGACGGAGGCGACGCAGAGGCGGACUGAGAGGCGCCGUGAGUCGGUGUGUGUCAGCGGAGCCUCGGUGAGCAGGGACCCGGAGCGGACCCGGUGCGGACCCGGUGCGGGACCAGCUCGGCUCGGUGUGGACCUCUCGCUCCGGUGAGGUGAAGAUGGUGGACCGGCUCGCGAACAGCGAGGCCAACUCCAAGCGCAUCGGGGUGGUGGAGGGCUGCUUCGGUGCAGCCGGGCAGCCGCUGGCCAUCCCCGGGCGCGUGCUAAUUGGCGAAGGCGUCCUAACUAAGCUCUGCCGUAAAAAGCCCAAGGCGCGGCAGUUCUUCCUCUUCAACGACAUCUUGGUCUACGGCAACAUCGUUAUCCAGAAGAAGAAGUACAACAAGCAGCACAUCAUCCCGCUGGAGAGCGUCACCAUCGCCACCGUGCCGGACGAGGGCGACCUGCGCAACGGUUGGCUCAUCAAGACGCCCACCAAGUCCUUCGCUGUCUAUGCCGCCACCGCCACCGAGAAGUCAGAGUGGAUGAACCACAUAGGGAAAUGUGUUGGAGACUUGCUUCAGAAAAGCGGCAAGGCGCCUACUGGAGAGCACGCCGCCGUCUGGAUCCCUGACUCGGAGGCGACGGUGUGCAUGCGCUGCCAGAAGGUGAAGUUCACACCUGUCAGCCGCCGCCACCACUGCAGGAAGUGCGGCUUUGUGGUCUGCGGGCCGUGCUCCGACAAGAAGUUCCUCCUGCCCAGCCAGUCGUCCAAACCUGUUCGGGUCUGCGAGUACUGCUUCGUGCAGCUGACGUCGGGAAGCCUGGCGGCGCGGUCAGACUCCAUCGGCCGGAUGGGGUCAAAGUUCAACAACCUGUCAGACGAUGAGGACGAAGACGACAGCAGUGACUGAGGAACACAUCGUCCUCCACCCGGCCCGUCCCCGUCUUUCUCCUCUGCUCAGGCUCCACCGUGAGAGGAACUCCACCUCUGAGGAUUGAUUUGUUAAAUUCGGUUCAGAGCUGGAGGCUCCUCUGAAAAACCAACUGUUUUAUUUUACUUCCCUGUAAUUCCUGCAGGGAAGAACAUCUUCCUGAGCGUGUUGAUUAAUCAGUGAACUGUGGAAUUAACCGGGCGACCAGCAGAACUGCAAGGAGGGGGGGGAAAGGUCGCACUUGACUCCUGAUUAGGCUGCAGUUCGUCACUACAGAACAAUGGUGCUAAUGAGCAACUCCCUCUGUCCUCUUCUUAAAUUAAUUUCACCUUUUGAGAGGAUUCUUUUUGAUUUCUGACCAUGAACUACACAAGGUGACAGUUGUUAUUUCUGCAGGGAAAAGCAAAUGUUUGGGCUCUAACCUUUGUCUCCUCUGUCUUUCAGGUAUACCAGCAAACCUUUUUCUAACAGUUUGGUGUUUUUCUGCCGUCUUUUGCAAAUUUUCCACCGUUUUUAUAAACAGCAGAAAUGUAGAUAUUACUCUAAACUCUCCGUUUAUUGUCAACGUAAUUUAGCUGCUUCUGACAAAUCAUCUGAAGCAUGUUUCUCAGUCAGUGUGUUUGUCUCUGCUCACACACUGACUGAGUUUUCUCAGCGGCUUUCCCCCAAAAACUAACUCUACCGUUUGCCUAUGUGGCCACAAGGUGCCUUAUAAAGAAACAGGAUUUACAUGAUGACUUUGACUCUGAAACACAUCUCACAGGGUGCAGUCGAAUAUACAGCAGGGAUAUAACCAAGUUUUUGUUCCAGUUGUGCGUCGUUAAAAAUACGUUACAUUUUCAUGCAGGCUUCUGAGAGCACAGGGGGGCGGAUGUAGAUUUUCUCUCAGGUUCAUGACUUUUAAACUCAACUGUUUUCAGACAUGAACUCUGGAAAAUGUCCCAAAAAUUGUAUUCAGUAUUUUCUUGUAGUUUGUCUUUCUCAUAAAACUCGUAGGAAACUGUUGGUUCUUCAGUGCAGGUCUGAAAACAGCUUCUGAUUAAAUGAAUGAAGGGAAUCAGGGACUGAAGGAGAACAGAACCUGAGUUCCUCCUGAAGCUGCUGCAGAGCAAACUGCAGUCAUUUCUGACCUUAUUAUAAUUGAAAAAGUAGUAAAUCGAGUGUAGAUGUCAACAACAGGAAAACCUGUACUAUGUGUCUGACAGGUUCAGCUCAUGCCCAUGCAUAAAUACCCAAAACUAACAUCUGUCUGCUGGAAAUGCCACACCCAUAUGAUUGUGCACCAAUAGGCUGACAGGCUCUGAUACAGGAGCCAGAAUACCAAGGCUAUAGCAGCACGACUAGGAAAUGUAUUUAAAGCAGUAACAUCAGGAAACAGCACAUGUGACUUUCUGUCAGUUUAGGAGUUAAAAUUAGAUUCAAGAUCUGUUCAGAGGCUGCAAUGUGUGAAAGUCUAAAUUCUCCAGUUGGGAUGUUUGUGUGGACACUUCCUGUCAAAGAAUGAAACCAAAUGCAAUAAUCCUUCAUUACAGGAACUGCUCUGUGUUUUCUUUUGCAAUCACUUGUUGUAAUUUGUCCUGAUUCAGUAGUUUAGGUGGUUUCACUGGACAACUGUAAAUCCGACUUCCUGUCAGUGACUCUUCUCUUUGCUGAGAUCAGAGGGCGAAACAAACGCACCCUCUCUGAACCUGGCUCCUCCCAGCUGGUGGAGUUGUGUAACCUCUCCCCUUUCUCUCCUUCCUUCCUCGUGUCCUUUCUUCCUUCCUUCUUUUUUCAGCACCAUAACUUUUCUUUGGUAAAGAGCCGUCGACUGAUCAUGUGACGUCUCAGUUUUCAGGUUUUCUCACAGAUGUUCAUGUGAUCAGUUUCAGUUGGAGUUUCUCUUCCCUGCUGCGACUCGGAAGGGGUUUGUUCCUUUUUAAUUGGGCAACAUUUAAAACUCCUGCAGGCAGAAGUGACUCAUCUCACAACCCACAAAACAACCCCACCUGACCUAAACUUAGUAUGGCAGCAAAAACCUUUUAAUAGAUUACAAAUCAUGAACUAUUUGUGUUAUUUGUUUCCGAUCAGUAGAAGGAGGUGAGGUGGAGUCGGUGUGAUUUGGGUCGGAGCGGUCCGACGGUCGCAGCAGCUCCUCCACACGUCUGCUUCGUGGUUAAAGUAUCUGAAGUUGUGCAGGAACCAGAAUAGAUGUCAGUUUUUUUGGAAUAAAACCCUUCAGAUUAGCAUUUGAGUGGAAACUAUGGAAACCUUUACUGCAUCUCAACCUGAAACCAAACAGGGAAGCAACACAUCAGCCGAUCUUAAAGAGAAACACUUUGCUUAGUUAUGGCUGCGAUUCAUCGGCAUUAAUCAGCAUCUUUACAUGCAACGCUUCUUAAAGUGACAGAACAGGGGGAAGAAAGGGACCUUUUUCAGUUUUUUUUGUGUUUUUAUUUGAGGUAGAUUUAUGUUGUUGUUCAAGUCGCUGCAAUAAAAACCACCUGAGAGAUGAAGGCGGUGAUGAUAACUAACCAGCUGUUCUUCCUCCUCUCUGUGGCCGAGGAGACGACUUCACCGUCCAACCCAGAAACACAAAGUCUGAGCGGGUUUAUCGGUGGAUUGCACUUAAAGUCGGCACAUGGACUCACAUCUACAGUGACUCUGUCGGAUAUCUUUUUGUUUUUAUGAAUCUUUUCUGUUUUAAUCCUGAUGAUUUUGUUUGUACAUUUGUACAUAUUUGUUUUGGGUUCUUAUGCUUUUGUUGUACAGCUACGAUCAGUUCUGAAAUGACGCAGUUUCAGCUCCUCCUCGUCUUUGUUCAUAUGAGCAUCAUUUUAAACACAGUGAUUCCUGAACUCGUCACAAACUGAUGACAUGUUCGCCACAUCUGUAUUUGAACCCUCCCUAUUCCCUGGGGAGGUCGCAGGUCAGCAGCAGGACUUGUUCAUCGUCCUGUUUGAAAAAGCUUCAGCUCCUGGUUCAGAGUUAUCAGAAACUUUAGUAACCAGGUUACCGUCAACUCCUGUAACAUCACUGGAUUCACAGCCAGGUUUCCUCCUGGUGUGCACAUGGUCUCCAGAUUCUAACAGACAUGAACUCAAGGCCGCAGGCAGGAAGAGUCACAUCUGGAUAAACCAGACAAACUCAGGCUGCUUCUUCUUUCAUGUUUACACCUGAAGAAAACGCAUUCUGGCUCCAAAUUUUGGUUUUGGCUAAAUUAGCUGGUUGCUCCAGUUGCAGGUGACUGCUUCAAUCUCCUCACUGCUCCUGCUGCUGUUUAAAAUAUACAGAACCCCCCCAGAUGUUGGUCGUCACUGCUGCUGUUUGGUAUUUUAAGAUCCAGCUGUUUGUUCACACUGAGCAGCCUCUGACACUUCUGUCAACUGUACGUUUAAACAAUGGUCUUAUAUUGUCGCUCGGUUUUCAUUAACCGAGCGACAAUAUAAAACCCGGUGAAGAAAAUGUGAGACGCAGGGAGAAGGUUUCAAGUUUCCCUUCAGCUACACAGUUGAUGUAUUUUAACUUCACUUCCAAUGAGUUUAUAUUUACUUUUCACUUAUUUCCUGAAUUUAUCAAGUCUCUGCUGUGCUCAGUUGAUCACUGUCAACUCCCAAGCAAACACUGCCAUCUUGUGUUCUUUGGGUUCGCAGUGUGCUGAGUGAUAGUGAAGUGUCGCCGUGGUAUCGAGGUCCCACCCUCACACGUCAGUCUCAGCUGUCCAUCAUGAUAUCUUGUCCCAGAGAGUGAAUAGUCCCAUCGAAACAAAACACCAGCGAGAUGAUGGACCUAAAUGAAUGAUAUGAAAUCAAGGUGGUGAACUGCUGAGACUUUGUCCAUUCAAAUGUAUUUCAAACAACCAACGACAUAAAAGCAGUGAAAAUUAGAAACAUUUCUGCAGUUAGUUGCACUAAUUUGUUGAAUAAUUAAUCAAUGGAUUUAUUCACCGAGAUGUGUGGAAGCUACAGUGGCUCAGUGUGAACAGCAAAGACCGGCAGGACUGGAAUAUUCACUGAUAGCAGCUGCAGACAAGUGAAACCUGAGAUAUGAAUUUUUUCUGAGGAGGAAACCUGCGACAGCUGAAACAGGUCAACGUUCUGUCACUUUGUUUUUUGUAUGUGAGCUGUUGCUUCUCACUUGCUUUUAUGUUCUCAUUGAUGGUGGCAGUUUGUUUUUUUAAAUUAAUUUUAAAGCAUCUUUAAAAAAGGGCUGAAAUCAGAAUGUAACCCAGUGUAUCUAUGACCAAUACUAAUUCUUUCAGAAAUCUUUUAAGUUUAUGUUAUAAAUGAUACAUCGCUUAAA
Limanda limanda (common dab) is the source of this 5454-nucleotide messenger RNA. RefSeq names its product pleckstrin homology domain containing, family F (with FYVE domain) member 2 (gene plekhf2). The transcript has 3 exons. Gene Ontology annotation, molecular function: metal ion binding; phosphatidylinositol binding. The coding region runs from base 418 to 1152 and encodes 244 amino acids. The record is from RefSeq and is a predicted model, not a curated record. NCBI's taxonomy places the organism in Eukaryota, Metazoa, Chordata, Actinopteri, Pleuronectiformes, Pleuronectidae.